AUGAAAAACGCUGGGCUUAAAUUCGGACUUCUGCAGUUGCUUGUACCUAUUUGCUUGCAUUCAUCCCAGUGUCACGAAUGGGAGUCACGAGGCAUUCUGGAGUUUCCCGAACAGUUAUCUAGAAGCUCACCUCAUUGCACUUGGUCUGUGUAUCAGAAUGUCGCGGACCAGAGUAGUUAUUAUCUUGGACUGCAUCAAACCUCCUUCUUCCCCCCUCCAGACCCAUCAUCCCAUACAGUCCGCAGCUGCCAGCUGUUUUUCAGUGCAGAUCAGUUGGUUGAGGCUAAGCGCUUGGGCAAUGCACGUAUUCAGUCUGUACGCGUUUAUUUCAAUCCAGUAAGCCGCCUUCUAGAGAUCAGACUGAGGCUACUUCAAACCAUGGGCCUGAAGUACGAGGGUCACCGGAAUUCGGAUGACAGGGGCAUCGCAACUGUGCAAUUGACUAUGCCGCACCACUGCAUGUUUUUGAAAGACGACCCUAUGGCUUUUUACUCCGAGAAGAAGCAAGAUAGCUACAUUUCAUAUGUCAUGAUCAGCCUAUUACCGGAGGAAUUCGCAGUGUAUCGACCUUCCCAAUCGUCGUUCCCGCCGUAUACGAUCACGCUAGAGGCUCUGCUUGACUCCACGUUUGUACCAGGAGGUCCCUGCCUGUUGGUUACGAGAGUAUGGGCUAGGCCGGAGGAGCUAGUACUGGAAUCUUCGCUUCAAGAGCUGAGAAUACGGCAAAUUCUUGGCAGUGACAAGUAUAGAAUGAUUCGGCUUUUCCGGUGGGCUGAUUGCCGAUGUGCUCCCCAAAAGCUGAGGGAGCUUGCUUUCUGGCUUCUUCCCCAGGGUGAAGAAACAGUCGUUAUCGUUCACACUGGAAGGAAACCAGGGGAGACUGACACUGUGCGGUGCCAGAGGCAGCAGAUUCCAAAAACCAACUCAUAGAAUGCCCACCUGAGGCCUCAAGUUUACCACCGCAUUUCCGCACUGGUGUCUCCUUGA
Cyclospora cayetanensis is the source of this 987-nucleotide messenger RNA. RefSeq lists its product as uncharacterized. NCBI's taxonomy places the organism in Eukaryota, Apicomplexa, Conoidasida, Eucoccidiorida, Eimeriidae. The transcript has a single exon. The record is from RefSeq and is a predicted model, not a curated record.